Molecule: messenger RNA, 5833 nt
Organism: Capsicum annuum
Lineage: Eukaryota; Viridiplantae; Streptophyta; Magnoliopsida; Solanales; Solanaceae
Product: eukaryotic translation initiation factor 4G
Exons: 11
Coding region: 287-5716 (1809 amino acids)
Cellular component (GO): eukaryotic translation initiation factor 4F complex
Molecular function (GO): translation initiation factor activity; mRNA binding; protein binding
Source: RefSeq, a predicted model, not a curated record
UAGUCAUAAAUAAUUGAUUUAUAUGAGUAGAUUCUCUCUCUCUCUAAUAAACAUAAAACAUAUUUUUCCCUUAACCAACAACACACACACACACACAUAAACAGACGCUCACAAUACAACACGCAUCCCUUUUCUCUUUUUCUCUCAUUCAAUUCUUCUUCUCCUGUUGCUCAUGGUGUCCACCAAUCGCCACUCUCAUUGAAACCCUAAUUUCAUCACUUCCCAUUUUCAGGAUAUUGAUUGGAACAUAUUAUAGAGCAAAAGCGGAUUUUGAGGGUUUGGAUAUAUGUCCCAUAAUCAAUCAAGGGCUGAUACGCGCGAGUCGUCGUCACAGUAUAGGAGAGCCGGAGGCCGAUCCGGUAGCUAUAAUCAGCACCGCGGCGGCGGGAGAGGAAGUGGUGGUGGUGGUGGUGGUGGAGGUGCCGCCCCUCCUCCUGUUUCGUCUUCCACCUCCGGUAAUCCAUCUUUGACUUCUAAUAGAAGUUUCAACAAGAAGUACAAUAAUGCUCAAGGAGGGCAACCUAGGGUAAGUGGCGCUGGUGCAGUUGCAGUUGCAGUUGCGAGUGUUGGGUCGGAUUCUCAUCAGAAUGGUGCUCAUCAGCAACAACCGUUGCGCGGAGCAUCAGAUGUAUCUGUUGCUAGUGCACAUGCUGCACCUCUACCAAAUGCUACUGUUAAGCCAACUGAUGCUUCGACUCAGAAGGUUACGCGAGCAGUGCCAAGAGCUCCAACUUCUAAUGUUGUCGCUCCGACAUCUGAGUCGACUGCGCCUGUCACUCCUGCAAAGAACCCAGGAGAUGCAUCUAGGUCAUUUCCACUUCAAUUUGGAUCCAUAAGUCCCGGUGUCAUGAGUGUACUGCAGAUACCUGCGCGAACAAGCUCAGCUCCACCAAAUCUGGACGAGCAGAAAAGAGCCCAGGCUCGCGGUGACACUUCAAGAGCUAUUCCUUCAUUGCCAAAUCCAUCCACUUCCAAGCAGCCUAUGCCAAGAAAGGAUGCAGGACCGCUUGAUCAACCUAAUCCUAGCGAGGCUCAUGGGGUGGCCAGCAAGCCCAAAAGAGAUGUACAAAUUUCAGCUCCGCCCCCUGUUACUCAAACACAAAAGCCUUCUACACAUCCCAUGCCUGGAAUGCACAUGGCAAUUCCAUAUCACCAGCCACCACAAGUUCCUGUUCCAUUUGGUGGACCUGGACCACAUAUUCCAUCCCACUCGAUGUCUGCUACGUCAUUACCAAUGCCGAUGCAUUUGCCUAUUGGCAAUCCGCCGAUGCAGCAGCCAAUGUUUGUCUCAGGUCUUCAACCCCACCCAAUGCAGUCUCAAGGCAUGAUGCAUCAGGGGCAGGGCCUGAAUUUUUCAUCAGGAAUGGGGCCGCAGAUCCCUCCGCAGUUGGGCAACAUGGCAAUGAAUAUGCAGUCACAGUUUUCUCCGCAGCAGGCAGGGAAGUUUCCAGGUCAGCGUAAAACUGUGAAGAUAACUCAUCCGGAUACUCAUGAAGAAUUGAGGCUUGAUGGGACUCCUGGUUCGAGGUCACACCCUAAUAUGCCACCUCAAUCACAGCCUAUUGCGCCAUAUCCUCCCGGUCAUCCUAACUAUUAUACUAACUCUUAUAAUUCCAGUUCCGUUUUCUUCCAAGCUCCAAAUUCUCUUCCUCUUGGUAACAGUCAGAGUUCUCAGCCACCAAGGCUUUUUAGUCAGGUGACAGUGAAACCGGCUGCUGCAGGAACACAUCCAGCAAAAGAACAAUUACAAUCUGUCAGUUCUGCUGCUUUUGGAAAAGAUCCUGUGAGGCUCUCAAAGCCACAUGGAGGAGAUUCAGCUCUCUCUCAAAAAGACGCAGACACUUCACAUCAGAGCUCCACCACACAGUCAAAGACUGGUGAUGGCUCAAAGUCUGCUUCAAGGCCGGUAGAAAAUAUACAAUCUACUAAAGGAGCUGAUUCUAUCUCAGGGAAGAGCCCAGCAGCUGGCAUAUUGGCAUUGACCUCUCAGGCUCCUAUCGAAUCCUCAACAUCUCUAAGUAAAGAUAGUAGUGUAGAUGCAGCAAGUGAAACACUUGUUGUCCUGGAAUCCACUGAAGUUCAACAGAAAAAACAAGUAACUAGCGGACAGUUGACUCUUCAGGAUAAGGCUCUUGGGAAAUCGACGUCUGUUUCAAGUCAGCCUUUCCAGUAUCCCCUAACCAGACCUGUUGAGGUCAAUAGUGCUGCUUCAGCGCGCACUGCUGUGAACACCAAGGAAAGUCUCUCUUCAUCAGAGUCCACUGAAUUGAAAAGUCACAAAAAGGUAGAUUCAUCUGAACCUUUGGAUUCCAAAAAUCAGGAAGCGGGCAAACCAGUACUUAAAACUGGGGAUAGAAAUGAUGUAUCAUUGCCCGAAGUUGGCAAGCAGGACCAGAAUAAUAGCUUGAAGCCAUCUUCAGAAUCUCUUCCGGUAGAAUCUGUUGAGUUUUCUGGCCUAACUGAAGAGGGGUCUCCAAAGAGAGCAACAAAUGUCAACAUUGAGAAUGGUCGACCAGAAAUUGGAGCGGAAGACAUGUAUGAAUCUGUAUCUUGUCCAACUGGAGUUGAUAACAUUGCUGAUAGCAUUACAUCAUCCACUUCUAACCAGGAUUCCACAAGUACUGAGGCGUGCACGUCAGCAAUAGGUCUAUCGGCUCAAGAUGAUCAGGAACCAGAUAUUGCUGACACCGAAGAACCUGUUGUUACAAAAUCGGUUGUUGCAAGUCAGGAAUUUGCCUCUAAUUUGGUGAAGAAUUCUGAUGAGGCCACUUCAAAGAGCGAAGAUGAAAGUACUGAAACUAAUAACACCGGUUUAGUUUCUAAGUCGUCAUCUGGUGUCAAGGAAAAUUCUUUGGUGGAGUCCAAUGUGCCUAAGGUUACUGUGGCUAGGGGGAAAAAGAAGAAAAAAGACUUAUAUAAGAAGGCAGAUGCUGCUGGUGCGACUUCUGAUCUUUAUAUGGCGUAUAAAGGUCCAGAGAAAAAGGAAGAACUUACACAAUCUAUCGAAACCAGUGAAAGCGAUAACUCAAAGCCUCUAUCCGCCGAUGUGCCUCUAGAAGAUCUUAUAUCAACUAAGAAGGUUAGUGAGGUUAAAGCAGAGCCAGAUGAUUGGGAGGAUGCUGCAGAUGCAUCUACUCCUAAACUAGAAGCUGCUCCAGGACAUGGAAAGAAAGUUGAUGGUGAAGAUGGUGAUGGUGUGACUAUGAAGAAAUAUUCAAGAGAUUUCUUGCUUAAAUUUGCAGAGCAAUGCAUUGAUAUUCCUGAGGGUUUUAAUGUUGCUCCUGAUAUAGCUGAUAUUUUGAUAAAUGCUAACUCCAGUGUUUCCCGUGAGCCGGGCCCUAGUCCUGGAAGAGGUAUUGAUAGGCCAUCUAGUGGACAUCGUGAACGUCGCGGAAGUGGCAUUGGGGAUGGAGAUAAAUGGAGUAAAACAUCUGGGCCUGUUAUGCCUGGGAGGGAUUUUCAGCCAGACCUUGCUUUUGGGGGAAAUGCUAUGGGAUAUCGACCUGGUCCAGGAGGCAAUUAUGGUGUUUUGCGGAACCCUCGAGCUCCCAUGCCCAUCCAGUAUACCGGGGGUCAGUUUGUUGGGGGUAUACUAGCUGGACCAAUGCAAUCCAUGGGUCCUCAUGGAGGAGCCUUGAGAAAUGGAGUAGAUGCGGACAGGUGGCAGCGUGGAACUGCUUUCCAAAAGGGUUUAAUGCCAUCUCCUCAGACACCUGCACAGAUUAUGCACAAAGCUGAAAUAAAGUAUGAAGUAGGUAAAGUAACAGACGAGGAACAAGCCAAGCAGAGACAGCUGAAGGCUAUCUUAAAUAAGCUAACUCCACAGAACUUUGAAAAAUUAUUCCAGCAAGUGAAAGAAGUCAAUAUUGACAAUGUUGUGACACUCAAUGGUGUAAUCUCUCAGAUAUUUGAUAAAGCUUUGAUGGAGCCAACUUUUUGUGAGAUGUAUGCCAACUUUUGUCAGCACCUAGCAGCCGAGUUGCCUGAUCUGAGUGUAGACAAAGAAAAAAUCACUUUUAAGAGGUUACUUCUAAACAAAUGUCAGGAAGAGUUUGAGCGAGGGGAAAGAGAAGAACAGGAAGCUAAUGUGACUAACGAGGAAGGCGAAGUGAAACUGUCAGCAGAGGAGAGGGAGGAAAAAAGAGUAAAAGCACGGAGACGUAUGUUGGGCAAUAUAAGACUGAUUGGUGAACUUUAUAAGAAGAGAAUGUUGACUGAGAGAAUUAUGCAUGAGUGCAUCAAGAAGUUAUUAGGUGACUAUCAAAAUCCUGAUGAGGAGAAUGUUGAAGCUUUGUGUAAGUUGAUGAGUACAAUUGGGGAGAUGAUAGAUCAUGCCAAAGCAAAGGAACAUAUGGAUGCUUACUUUGAUAGGAUGGAGAAGUUAUCUAAUAACAUGAAACUUUCUUCUAGGGUGAGGUUUAUGUUGAAGGAUUCAAUUGAUCUAAGAAAGAACAAAUGGCAGCAAAGGAGAAAAGUUGAAGGUCCUAAGAAGAUUGAGGAAGUGCAUAGGGAUGCUGCCCAAGAACGACAUUUGCAAGCUACUAGACUUGCUCGUACUCCUAGUCUGGGAGGUUCUAAUAGAAGGGGUCAACCCAUGGAUUUUGCUCCAAGAGGGAGUAUGUUAUCUUCUCCGGGGCCCCAGAUGGGGGGUUUCCGUCCUAUGUCUCCACAGGUCCGUGGGUAUGGCCUGCAGGACGUACGAGUGGAUGAGAGACACUCUUAUGAGAACAGGACAUUGUCACUUCCCCUGACCCAGAGGCCUCUUGGUGAUGAUCCGAUCACACUUGGACCCCAAGGUGGUCUUGCAAAGGGAAUGUCUUCCAGGGGGCAACCUGCAGGACCAAGCACUCCAUUCACUGAUAAUAUGCCAAGUUUUGGAGACUCAAGAAGGAUGACACAUGCCCAAAAUGGCUAUGGUUCUUUGCCAGAGCGCCCCCCUUAUGGUUCAAGGGAGGAGCUUAUGCCCAAAUACAUGCCUGAGCGAUUAUCUAGUCAAUAUGAUCAAGCAAGUGCACCAGAAAGAAACCUGACUUAUGGGAGUAAGGAUCGUGGAUUUGAUGCAGCUCGGCCUGUUUCACCACUUGUAAGAAGUGGAGGGCCAACUUCCACACAGAAUGUUGCUCCUGACAAGAUUUGGUCAGAAGAGCGUCUGCGGGACAUGUCUUUGGCUGCUAUCAAGGAAUUCUACAGUGCGAAAGAUGAGAAAGAAGUUGCGUUGUGUGUAAAAGACCUGAAUUCACCCAGCUUCUAUCCAUCAAUGAUCUCACUUUGGGUUACUGAUUCCUUUGAGAGGAAGGACAAGGAAAGGGAUCUUUUGGCAAAGCUUAUAAUUGAUCUAACUAUUUCUCGAGAUGUGGCGAUAAGUCAAGAUCAGCUAAUUAAAGGGUUUGAAAAUGUUCUGACUACCUUGGAGGAUGCAGUAAAUGAUGCCCCUAGAGCAUCAGAAUUUCUUGGUCGCAUCUUCGGGAAGGUAAUAUUGGAAAACGUGAUACCGUUUAAUGAAAUUGGGCGUUUGAUAUACAAUGGCGGGGAAGAGGAAGGACGCCUUGUGGAGAUUGGGCUUGCUGCUGAAGUUGUUGGGAGCACAUUGGAGAUGAUAAAGCUAGAGCAAGGUGAUUCCGUGGUGUCAGAGAUCUGCAGAAGCUCUAAUGUGCGGUUAGAGAGCUUCCGGCCUCAAGGUUCCAGCAAGCAAUGGAAGUUAGACAAAUUUAUUUAGGUAAUAGGUGGGAGGGAUUGUAUCUUGGUAGAGAUUCAUGUCUAGCUUUUAGGGCACAGUUUAAUUUUGCUGAUAUAUAUUUAAAUGGUGAUCAAUACAAGGGUUUUUAUCCUUGAA